CAAAAUUGGGGGGACCCCGAGAUGAAAAAUCUGCAAGUCACGUUAUUCCCAACCCCGAGCAACCACAGCACGAGAUUCCCAAAUCGGGUCUUCUUUCUUCUUGGCUUUUUCUUUUCCUUUUUCUUUUUGGCUUCUUUCGUCAUCCACAGAUUGUAUAAAGAUGGAUUCUGGUCUAUUGUCCCAGAUUCAGCAAGGAAAAAAGCUGAAAAAAGCCGUGACGAACGAUCGUUCCGCGCCAUUGAUAUCAGCACCAAAAAACAGUGCCCCAUCCGCGGGCGGAAUGGCUCGACCGCCUAUUCCGGGUAUGGGUGGCCCUUCUUCAACUGGAGGGUCGACAACAGGACCAACUGGAGGGCCGAGUUCGGGAGGGCUAGGCGGCGGAGCACCACAACUGGGAGGAUUGUUUGCAGGCGGCAUGCCAACAUUGAAAAAAACGCGAGGAGCCGCUGUGGAUACCGGCCGACAAGCACCAUCAGCACCUGCUGCUCCAUCGAUACCGUCCGCCCCUUCAGGUGGAUUAUCUCGACCACCCGUUUUCAAUAAGCCGUCCUCUCAUGGUGGAGGUCAUCAAACAUUACCAAGAUCCUUCAAAGCCCCUCCACCCGUUCCAGGACGUAUGACCCCAUCAGCUCCAUCGGCAGGCGCACCACCUGCUGCACCUCCACCUCCACCACCGCCUCCAGCUCCACCGGCGCCUUCGACAGGAGGUGCACCGCCACCACCUCCACCACCUCCACCACCUCCACCACCAGCUCCAUCAGCACCUGUACCUUCAGGCAUUUCACCAGCGAUUAAAUCAACUUUGGUUCCUUCUUUACCUGGACGGUCUCGCUCCAACAGUUCACCUCAACGACCUGUACCACCUCCGCCUGUGAGGGCUGUACCUACAUCACCGGCUAGUCCUGCACGACAGCCACCCAGUAUUCCGUCCAUGCCGGGACGUUCGAGCCCAUCACACGUUGUGCCUCCUACGCCACCAUCCAUGCAUGCCAAUAAAACCAAUAAAUUGGCCGUUCCACCGCCUUUACCACCAGGUAGACCGCGAUCUGCGUCGGCUGCAGGAUCUCCGGCAUCUCCGGCAGCAUCCGGACCAUCAUCAUCACCACCUCCACCACCGCCGCCGCCACCACCACCACCUAUGCCGGGAAUGACGCCUAGUCCUUCUCAUCGUGCCCCUGCUGCUCCUACUCCACCGAGAGCAGGAUUAGCCACACCUCCAAGAUCACCUUUGCCACCAGCACCUCGACGAGCUAAUCUACCACCUCCACCACCUCCUCCACAGCUAUCCUCUAGAUCGCCGACGUUGCGAGCAACACCCCCCGUCAGUGGGUUCCGACAAGGCAUGAACCAUACUGACACCAAUACAUCCGUGAAAGCAGAACCGCCGCGUACCGAAGGAGGAGGUCGUUACACAUUCCGAUCUAUGUCUGAACUACCAUCCCCGCGAUCCUAUCGAUCUCACAUAAAGCGAAUCUAUCCCAGUGGUGAAACUAAAGGCAACGCUUUCCCAUUGAACCUGGCAAGUCUUCGUUAAACGGAUAUUUCAUCAUAGUUUCCCUCUUUUGUUUUAGAAAAAAGCUGCAACAAUCCAAUAUAGAGCAUGGAAUGGUAUCAGGACAAUUGUAAUUUUUUUU
Messenger RNA from Radiomyces spectabilis, 1634 nucleotides. RefSeq lists its product as uncharacterized. The coding region runs from base 161 to 1534 and encodes 457 amino acids. NCBI's taxonomy places the organism in Eukaryota, Fungi, Mucoromycota, Mucoromycetes, Mucorales, Radiomycetaceae. Gene Ontology annotation, molecular function: actin binding. The record is from RefSeq and is a predicted model, not a curated record. The transcript is spliced from 4 exons.